GCAAGUAGUGAGCUCGUCGUGCUGCCGCCUGUCUUGUGGUUCUGUGCUACAUGCUGUGUGUUAUUAAAUUUAUCACGUAUCAGUUGACAUUUGUGUGAUAAAUUAUUAUAUAAUUAAUUUUAAAUUGUUAAAUUAUUUAUUUAUAAAUAUUUGUUAAUAUUUGUGGUGCCUUAGUGUGUUACAAUAAUGCCUGUUUUCCAUACAAAAACAAUCGAGAGCAUAUUAGAACCUGUAGCGCAGCAGGUAUCUCGACUAGUAAUUCUACAUGAAGAAGCCGAAGAUGGAAAUGCUAUGCCCGAUCUGGAGCGGCCGGUACAGGCUGUAUCCAGAGCUGUCACAAACUUAGUCAAGGUCGGGCGAGAUACUAUAAACAGCUCAGAGGAUGACAUUCUCAAACAAGACAUGCCGAGUGCUUUACUUCGGGUCGAAGAGGCUUCCCGUCUGCUCGAAGAUGCUUCGGCAAUGCUUAACAAGACCCCUAUUCCGGCCCUGCUCGGAAAAAGUUGA
This is a messenger RNA of Ctenocephalides felis (cat flea), 507 nucleotides long. Its product is annotated as vinculin-like. Gene Ontology annotation, biological process: cell adhesion. NCBI's taxonomy places the organism in Eukaryota, Metazoa, Arthropoda, Insecta, Siphonaptera, Pulicidae. The record is from RefSeq and is a predicted model, not a curated record. Gene Ontology annotation, molecular function: actin filament binding. Bases 187 to 507 code for a protein of 106 amino acids. The transcript is spliced from 3 exons.